GUCGGUUGUGAUUUUUGAACACAGUAGUUUUGGUAUUUAGAGCAGCCGUGAGCUGAUUUUUGAAGCUGUUUAUCAUUUACCAAUGUAGACUAAUUAAAUUCAUUUAUGUGGCUUCAAGAGGUUCAAUGUUAAACGCAUUUUCGGAUUCUCCCCAGUCAGUCCAUGGCCGACCAGCAUGAGUCCAUCGAUCUCAGAAGUCCUCCAGUGGACCCAUCAGCAGCUGCAGGACACAGCUGGUUCCCCGGGCCUCCUCCACCCAUCUAUUCCUGUACCCUGACCCCUGAACUGGUGGCCAAGGCACGGGAGGAGCUCCAGGAGAAGCCGGAGUGGCGUCUCCGGGAUGUCCAAGCAUUGAGAGACAUGAUACUGAAGGAACAACCCAAUCUCAGGACCCGUCUGGAUGAUGCGUUCCUCUUGCGCUUCCUGCGGGCCAGGAAGUUUGAUUACGAUCGAGCCCUUCAGCUGCUUCUCAAUUACCAUGCUGGCCGUAAGACUUGGCCAGAGGUGUUCCAGGACCUGAAACCAUCCACAGUCAAACAUGUACUGGACCUGGGCUUUCUCACAGUCCUGCCACGGCCGGACCCCAGUGGAAGAUACAUCCUCUGCCUCCGUCCUGGAAAAUGGAAACCAAAUGAUUAUCCAUUCGUUGACAAUGUGAGAGCCAUUUAUCUGACUCUGGAGAAGCUGAUCCAGCCAGAGGAAACACAGGUGAAUGGUAUCGUCAUCUUAGCUGACUACACCGGAGUAGGCAUGUCCCAAGCAUCCAAUCCAGGCCCAUUUCUUGCUAAAAAAGUUGUGAGCAUCCUCCAGGAUGGGUUUCCAAUCAGAAUCAAGGCCGUUAACAUAAUUAACGAGCCCCGGAUUUUCAAAGGCAUCUUUGCUAUAAUUAAGCCCUUUCUGAAGGAGAAGAUGGCAGAGAGGUACAUCCUCCACGGCUCUGACCUGCGCUCUCUGCACCGGAACAUCCCGAGGUCGGUCCUGCCGGAGGAAUACGGCGGCACCGCGGGCCAGCUGGACAUGAGCGCCUGGUCGAGUCUGCUGCUGAACUGCGAGGAGGAAUUCAUAGUGGAGUUCUGCCAGCCGGAUCCACUAGAGGGCGUGGAGCUCCCAGACUCCAUGCUAUUCGAAGGGGAGCAGGCCAGUGGGCAGGAUGACGACGCCUUCAGGGGGCUGCGCUCUCAGCUCUACUACUGCUACUGAUGCACACGCUCCCAUCACUGAGAGGACAUUUCCUGUUUCAUUUGAAACGCGUGUGUAGACUUUUACAGGGCAAGUUGCCAAUAUUAUACACGAUUUAUUUUACUAACUAAACAGCACUACUAGUAGUGGAAAGUCUUCUCUAGUUUACACAUAGCCCAGCAUUCAAUCAUUAGCCCAAGGCAGCUCCAGGCUCUUGUGAAGAAGCUUUUGACAUGAGCCGAUGCAUGUUUAGCCAUUAUUGGUGGCAUCUAUGAAUUCAUUGGUACUGACGUUUAAGGUACAGAUUCAUGUCUUUCAGUAGACACAUGCAUAUAUGUACACUGAAACAGGUGUAGCUUGCCAUGAAAAAUGCUAAAAGAUGACUUCCUAUUUUGCUUCCAAUCUAAGAUCUUGACCAAAAUCCAAAUUCCUUCUUUUUAUAUUUAGCUGAAACUACUAUGAAGCUUCAUCAAACGUUCAUUUCUUCACUACAAACCUUUGUGUUCCCAGCCCUCCACUGCAGCUCUGCACUAAACCUCGAAGCUUCAAAUGAACUUUUGAAAAUGCGUUUUUGCAUAACCGUGGACAAUAAAUUUAGUCAAAGAAAAACUGUUUUAGUUUACACAUGGCCCCGUGAGCAACAUUUCUGUUUAUUUUUUAUUAUUUUCAGCAGAGAAAGGAUUCUGAGACAGCUUCUUAAACUUCACUCUGUCUGUUCAGUAUCUUCAUGCUGUCUCUCAUGUCUCUCAGUGCGACAUUGGCCACAAAUCACUUGCGAACCCGUGGAGACAGUUUCUGUGUAUGCCACCAUCUGAUACAUUGCCUUAAACUGUUGUAUGAUUUAUGUUGGAUUUGUGUGCACCAAAGCAAUAUUCACUUGUAUUCUCAUCAGGACUUGUCUUACAUAGCAGCAGAUAUGCUUUAUCGUUUUCAGGAAGUGGCUUUAGGAGGCCGCUGUAGCCGGAGAAUUAAUGUAAUAGAUUUAUUGGUGAAUGGUUCGGCAGAAUAUGUAGUUCAGUAUUUCUGAGCCUUUAUUUUGUUGAUGCUUGUGUUUUCUGGCUUGAAUCUUCUCAGAGGAUUAUUUCAGAUAGUUCAGAUAAUCUGCCUUAUGUUAUUUUUUUUAACCUUUUCUGACCUGUUCGCCUGUGUUUCAUCACUCAGUCUUAACACGGGGCCAUUACUGAUCGCAGGCGUCACGAAGGGAAUAGAACGUUCAGUCCUGAAUUUAUACACUCAUGGUUUGCCAAAUUGUACACACGGCCAAAUGUGCAAUAACAUUAGAUCUGUUUUCUCGACGUAGCCCGAAGCUGUUUUGAGUACGUUUGUUCAGUCUUUUAUAUUUUUUAUUUUGAUGUAUGCAUGUAUGUGAAUAUAGACUGUAUUGUGUUGCAGGAUAUUUAUUGUUGAUAGUGAAGACAGUAAAGUAAAAGUCAAACAGA
Molecule: messenger RNA, 2618 nt
Organism: Mugil cephalus (flathead mullet)
Lineage: Eukaryota; Metazoa; Chordata; Actinopteri; Mugiliformes; Mugilidae
Gene: ttpal
Product: tocopherol (alpha) transfer protein-like
Exons: 6
Coding region: 163-1200 (345 amino acids)
Cellular component (GO): membrane
Molecular function (GO): phosphatidylinositol bisphosphate binding
Source: RefSeq, a predicted model, not a curated record